Angiostrongylus costaricensis is the source of this 1704-nucleotide messenger RNA. The record is from the annotation of a GenBank genome assembly. NCBI's taxonomy places the organism in Eukaryota, Metazoa, Nematoda, Chromadorea, Rhabditida, Metastrongylidae.
AUGAUUUACUACUGUUACUAUUACGAUAAUAGUCCACUGAGUGUAGCCGCAGCAGCAGCUUCCGCAGAGCCGACGCCAGUACUGCCCGUCGAGCGACCGCAGAACAUUCACGGCAUCAUCGCCAUGUCAUCGGCGCGAAACAUGAACGGGCCAGCUGGCGCAAGGCCGUUGGUGGCGUUGCUGGAUGGUCGAGACUGUACCAUCGAGAUGCCACUACUGAAGGAUGUGGCGACAGUGGCCUUUUGUGACGCGCAGUCGACGCAUGAAAUUCACGAAAAGGUGCUGAAUGAAGCUGUCGCAGCACUCAUGUAUCAUUCGAUUAAACUGGAAAAAGAAGAUCUGGAAAAGUUUAAAGCAUUGCGGGUGGUUGUGAAGAUCGGCUAUGGUUUCGAUAACAUUGACGUGAAGGCGGCUACAGAAUUAGGGAUUGCCGUUUGUCAUACACCUGGUUAUUGUAUAGAAGAAAUUGCCGACUUCACUAUAUCUCUAAUCCUAAAUCUCUACAGAAGAACAUACUGGCUCGCGAAAGCUGUCAGUGAGGGCAAGAAAGUAGUUGGUGCCGAACACGUGCGAGAAGUAGCUGGAGGUAGUAGACGUAUGCGUGGAGAUAUUCUGGGCAUCAUCGGUAUGGGACGUGUAGGAACUGCUGUGGCUCUGCGAGCACGUUCAUUUGGGAUGAACAUCGUGUUUUAUGAUCCAUUCGUCCCGGAUGGUUACGAAAAUGCUCUCGGGGUUGAGAGAUGUUAUGCAUUAGACGAUUUAUUGAUGAAGAGCGAUGCGAUUUCACUGCAUUGUUUGCUGACAGAUGAGACUCGACAUAUUAUCAACGAACAGACCCUAAAGCAGUGUCGCCCUGGUGCGGAUCUCGCAACGUUUUUGAAAAGUGGUCAUGUUAGAGGAGCAGCUCUUGAUGUUCAUGAACAGGAACCAUACGAAGGCAAUAUAAUGAAUCCACUUUCUCAAUGUCCCAAUGUAAUACAUACGCCUCAUGCAUCAUGGUUUUCCGAUAGUUCGUGUAAAGAAUUACGAGUGAAUGCAGCUAAAGAGGUUCGACGAGCAAUUUUAAAUCGCUUUCCUAACGAUCUGCUCAACUGCGUCAACAAAGACCAGCUUCUGGCAAACGGCGGUGGUGCUAGAAGGGCUUUAGCCGCAGCUGCUGCGGCUGCAGCUAAUCAACCUGGUCCUAGUAGCUAUAACCCACUUGUAGGAAUGCAAAACUUUGUAUUCUACGAAUUCCGCAUACUAUCCUGUGCUUUUCCAGGCUUCAACGGUUUGCCGCAGAUGAGCCAAAUGGGUGCGUUCCCUUACGGGAAUCCGCUGCUGGCUAUGGGUGGGAUGAAUUUAAAUCCAUUGUUGAUGACGCCAAAUUCGGCUGCAUUGGCGCAGUUUGCGAAUCCUGCUGCUGCGCUUUCAACAUUGGCUGCGCAGACAUCGCAGGCCGCAGUGGUGAAUGUGGGUUCCCCAGCUCUGAAUGCCACUCCAAGUCCCAAUGCCACGUCUGGAAAGUUGGCCAGCCCUCGGAAUGGCGGAAUCACUCCACCGUCGCCAUCGAAUGCUGAACUUCCCGCCUCGCUGUCAGCGAAUUUACCUGGUGCCACAGGUGCGUCUGGUGAUGAGAUUCGUUCGAAAAUUGAGAAAGAAGAGCUCGUUGAAAUAAAUGGCCAAGGUGAAAAUGGGUUAAACGGUGCCAACAACGACGAGUAG